Molecule: messenger RNA, 4046 nt
Organism: Rhodotorula graminis WP1
Lineage: Eukaryota; Fungi; Basidiomycota; Microbotryomycetes; Sporidiobolales; Sporidiobolaceae
Exons: 6
Coding region: 78-3803 (1241 amino acids)
Cellular component (GO): nucleus
Molecular function (GO): protein binding
Source: RefSeq, a predicted model, not a curated record
GCUCGCCCUCGCCCCGCCUCGCGACAAAGCCGUGAUCGAGCGCGGCCAGCCUCACCUCGACCGAGGCGUGCACGCCCAUGUUCUCGAACAGCGGCGCGGGCGACGGUGGGCCUCCCGUCGGCGGGCCUCACGCUCGAGCGCACCCUGUCGGCCCUCUUCCCACGCACCCGCACCGCGCGACGUACGGCCAGCAGCCGCAGCAGCAGUACCCGCAGUACGCCCCAGGCCCGCCGCAGGGCUACGCGGUGCAGCAGGCGGCGCCGCACCAGCAGCAGGUGCGCGCCAUGCCGGGGCAGCACCCGUCGGGCCCGCCGGGUUCGUACGCGCACGGUCCCGGCGCCUCGCCGACCGUGUACGGCGACGAGAACUACGGCGCUGGGUACGACGUCGAGGCGCGGCACGGGCCGGUGAGCCAGUACGCCGCGCCGUCGCCGCACAUGGUUGCGCGCGGUCGGGCGCCGCAGCCCACGCCGCGACAGCAGCCGCCGCCGCUGCAGCAGCAGCAGCAGCAGCAGCACUUCCUCGCGCCCGGGCAGGCGUCGUACGGCGCGCACGCCCCGCCGCCCGACCGCUCGCCCGCACCGCCUGCCGCGUCCCUCCCUCUCUACGUUCAGCAGAGCCCGACCACCUACGCCCCUGCUCCUCCUCGACCGCUCUCAUCGUCCCACUACCCUCAUCCGCACGCGGGACCGAGCCCGCACCUACGGCCGCAGCAGGCCCCGGCGCCGUCGCACGCCGCACUCGGCCACGGUCCUUCUCCCCAUCCUCCUCCUCAGCACCCUCGUUCCGCCCAGGCCGCCCCGCGCGUCUACCAGCAGCACCAGGCGUCGUCCCCCCACCCCUCAACCCAGCUGCCGUCGCCCAUGUCCGCCUACCCUCCCCAGCAGCAUCCGCAGCAGCAGGCCCGACGGCCGUCCUUCGUCCACACCGCCUCCCAGCCCAGCCCGUCGCUCCGCGCCGCCGUGCCUCCGCCCAACACGCACGCCGCCGCACAAGCGCACGCGCAGGCCCAGGCGCAAGCCGACGCGCGCGCCCAAGCGCAGGCCCAAGCGCACGUCAACGCGCACGCCGAGCGCGCCCGGGUCGCGCGCGCCGCGCGGCUCGCCGACGCCGACGCGCAGGCGCAGGCGCAGGCGCAGGCGCAGGCGCAGGCGCAGGCGCAGGUGCGACGUGCGCGUGAGGCGGCCGAGGCGGACGAGGCGGACGUCGUGCCGGCGUCGAGGCCGCUGAGGACGACCGGGAACGGGUACGUCGUUGCGCCGGUGCAGGCGGUGGGCGGUGGGGGAGCGCAGGCGUACGCGCAGGUGCAGGCGGUGCCGCAGGGGCAAGGGCAGGCGCAGGCGCAGGUGCCGAGGGUUGAGGUCGAUGCGCUGUUGCUCGAGGACGACACGGAGCAGCGCACGCAGUUCCACGCCUACCUCCUCGACUACCUGCAGAAGGCGGGCUUCAUCUCGACCGCCGCAGCCCUCCUCGCCGACGUGCCCAGCAUCCCGACUCAGCCCCUCUCGACCGGCCGCUCAUUCGCCGUGCCCUCGACCACCCCGUCCUCGUCUCAGCCUCGCUCUGCCGCGUCCACCUCGUUCCCCCGCGACGCGCACGACCCCAACACGCCGUUCUCGACGUCGCCCUCGGCGCUCUCGCCCGCGCCGUCCGGCUCGGGUCCGCCGCCGCCGCCGCCGCGAGGACGAGGCGACCGCAACCCGUCGCCGCAGCGUCGCCGCGACGGGUCGCCAGGGUCGCCGGCGUCGUCCCAGGGCGGCGACGAUGGGUACGGCGGCAAGAACAACGCCGACACGGUCGAGAGCACGGCGAGCGCGGCGAGCACGACGAGCCACUUUGGCUUCGACGCCCUCGACCCGGGCCACGGCGGCGGCGGCGGCGGCGGGAGCAGUGGCGGCGCGUCCGCGAGCCCCGCCAAAGACGGCGCGCGUAGCCCGUCCAAGCGGCUCGUCGCGCCGCCCUCGCGCAAUGUCUCGGCGUCGUCAUCAACCGGCGCCGCGGACUCGCAGCAGCCGCACUCGCAGCCUGACCGCGUGCGCCGCAUCCCGGCUGCCCAGGUCCAGAUCGACGCGCCGACGGGCUUCCUCUUCGAGUGGUGGUCCGUCUUCUGGGACGUGUUUCGGGCACAGGCCGCCGCGCGACGGCCCGGCGCCGUCGACAAUGGCGCCAACGCGCGCAGCUUUUGCCAGGCGAGCUCGGCCGCCGUCGACGCCGCCAUGCUGCGCCGCUCGAGCGCCCUGCGACCGGGUCCGACACUCGGCGCGCCCGGUGCCGCCGCCGUCGCCACCUCGUCGCCGGCGUUCGGCCUAGGGCGCAUGCCGCCCAACAUGCAGGCGCAGCACCAGGGCCCGCCGCCGCCUCUGCCGCUUGUCGCGCCCGUCGGUGCGGGGCCGGCGGCAGGCCUCGGAGGGCGUCAGCCCAUCCCGUUGCGCACUGCGCCGCUCGGUGGGCGGCAGACGGUCGUGCAGCAGCCGCAGGCGUCGAUGUCUCAGCCGCAGGCGGCGCAGCAGCCGUCGCCCGCCCAGCAGCAGCAGCAGCACGGCGCCGGCGCCGGCGCGGCAUCGGCGCGCCCGUCGAGUCGAGCUUCAGGGCGACGAGGUGCUGUUCUACCCGACGCACUCGCCGACGAGGCGCUACCGCCGCCCGGACCUCCUGACGACGUCCGCCGCCCGUCGUCGUCGUCGGGCCCUCAAGCCGCUCAGCUCGCCAAACAGCGCCGCGACGAGCAGCAGGCCGAGAUCGACAUGCGCAUGGCGCAGGCGAGGGUGCACGCGCAGCAGAUCACGAGUCGGCAGCGCACGCAGAGCGGCGCGAGCCCGAGCGUGGCGGGAGGGACGCCCGAGUCGUUGGCGGCGGCGGCGGCGAGCCCUGGCCUUGCUCAACCUACACCUCCUUCGUCCGCCUUCUCGCCCGGCGCCCUCAACUACAACCCGAACCAGCUCCAGCAGACUAUCGAGGCGCGCAAGACGUACCGCGCCCAGCUCCUCCUCAGCCAGCAGACGCAGCUCGAGCAGGCCAAGCGCAGCGCGACCGCCCUCCCGCGCAGCACGUCGGCGUCCGCCGUCGCCGCCGCCGCCGCCGCCGCCGCGUCGGUCCCGACCCCGAGCGCGACGCCCCAGGCGCACGAGGGCGAGGGCUCGAUGCCGCCGCCGACCCGCACCCUGUCGCUCAACAGCACGCCGGUCGUCAAGGAGCUCGCGCUCGGCCCGUCGCCGAGCGGAGCAGGCGCAGCGGGCGCGCCGCCUGACGCAGAUGCGCCACCUGUGAGCGCCACGGCCAAGCGGCGACGCGAGUCGCUCGAGGUGUCGGUCAGCGAGGCGAGGGAGACCAAGAAGCGUUCGACAAAAGUCGACGGCGGCGGCGAUGCUCGCGCCGCGACCCGCAGCGACGCGCUCGAACCCGAGAGCGCCGUCGAGGCGAGGGCCGACCUUGUCUUGGUCCACGACUUUGCCAUGCUCCCCUCGUCGUCCAAGGAGGCGGCGCCAGUCGUUUCGGCAGACGAGCUCGUCAUCGUCGACUCGAGCGCGGCGCUUGAUGUCGGCAGCGCCGCCGGGUUCGACGCCAAGGAGCUCUUGUUCGACCCAUCGACCCGGCCUGUCGACGAUUUGGCGGGCCAAUUCUCGCUCGAGCAGCUCGACGCCCUCUUGUCCUCGACCGUCCACUCGGCCGGUCCUCCCUUCCCGACCGACGACGUUCCUGUCCUCGACGUCGCCCCGUUCGACUACGAGGAGUUCAUGAUCUCGUUUGGCAACGAGGGGCCGGCGUCGUACGACCCGACGCAGGGCUUUGACCUUGCCGUCUGAGCCGACCUCGCCGCCCUCCCGCCGCAUUCGUGCUCUCUCUCUCCCUCCCCGCCGUCCUUCCUGUCUCAUUUCGUCUCGAGCAUCUUCCUCUCUCCCUCUCUCUUUCGCAACUAGCAUCCUCUUUCCUGCCCUCCUAUCUGCCGCCCUCUCGUUCCGCAACGAUCCUUCUCACUCGCGCUGCCACCUUCGUCAGUACCCCCCGCCUUUGCCUUAGUAACGUGUCACAUGCUCGUUCUCGAUCUC